AUGGGCCCCUGUACCGCCUCCUCAUGCUGCUGCCAGGCCCGUAAUCUGCCAUGGGCCCCCGUACCGACUCCUCAUGCUGCUGCCAGGCCCGUAAUCUGUCAUGGGCCCCUGUACCGCCUCCUCAUGCUGCUGCCAGGUCCAGAGUGUGUCAUGGGUCCCCUGUACAGCCUCCCAUUGCUGCUGUCUCCAUCGCCACACUCUGCCAUGUGCCACUUUCAGGUCUCCUCACACUGCUGGUGGGUUCCAUUUUUUCAUAGGGUGCUGUAUGGCCUCCCAUUGCUGCUGCCUCCACCGCCACACUGUGGCUCCACACUCUGGUUUUGGCCCCGUGACUGCCCAAAUGAGUGAAGUGUGCGGUGAUUCUAAGAUCGACGGCACUCAUCUGCAUGUCAUACUGACUGACAGUAUUAUUUCUCUUCCCCAGCAGACUCCAAGGGCAUUUAAAUUAAAGGUACAGUGUUCUGCACUAAUAUAA
Staurois parvus is the source of this 475-nucleotide messenger RNA. The record is from the annotation of a GenBank genome assembly. NCBI's taxonomy places the organism in Eukaryota, Metazoa, Chordata, Amphibia, Anura, Ranidae.